AUCGCUGAUUAUUACCAAGUCACCGGAAACGGACAACCUGCACAGCACUCUUGCCGGGCCCCCCAAACCGGCGCGCCCACAGAAGUACUACCCCGCCAAAACGACCGCCCGCAAAACCACAGCUCCAGUCCGUCGGGGUGUCAUGGAUCCAACGAGUCACAGCUCCCGCAGCAGAGCUCCGGCCGAGGCCGCACCCACCGAGCUACCAUGUUUUACCGAGGGCGGAGCUCAAGGUUUGGAGACUGGAGCCCAUUCUCGUCUCACCAGGGAAACCUUGCCCCUGAGUAGCAGCCGCCUCGGCCUCAGCAAAAGUAACGAGGUGGUUAUGAAUAAUGCUAGCGACUACGGCUCCGGUCACGACAUCGCACAUCAUCUAGAAUCACACGCCGCCGACAGCGAGGCCCUCAAUGGCGCAGCAAUGUCUCCCUCGGCCACAUCUCCCCCGACGACUACUCUCCCUCCGCGCCAGAUCACGAGGCCCCGCACUGCGACUUCGACGGCCGAGAUCGACAGCACCAUCAGCAGGCCUGGCGCCGUGCGCAUCAACGUCAAGGGCGCAUUCAUUGUGGACGGCUCACAAACCCCAGCGACUCCCUCUGGGAAUUGCAACGGCAAUGGCUUGUUGACUGGGCGCAGUUCGCCGGACCACCACCAGACCCAGGAUAUUCGCCUCCCGAACCACACGGCCGUCGUGAGCCAUGUUGCAAUUGACAUUGGUGGAUCCCUCGCCAAACUAGUCUACUUCUCGCGCGAAGCCGAUUCCACGGAUCCCGGAGGCCGCUUGAACUUUACGAGCUUCGAAACGGACAAAAUUGAGGAGUGCUUCUCCUUCAUGCGCCGCCUGCGCGAUGAGCAACAGCCCCUCAAUGGCUCCGUCCCUAACAAGCUGUGCGUCAUGGCGACCGGCGGCGGCGCCUACAAGUACUACGACCGUAUCCGCGAGGCACUGGGAGGCGAGAUUGACGUGCUGCGUGAGGACGAGAUGGAGUGUCUGAUCAUCGGCCUGGAUUUCUUCAUCCACGAGAUCCCGAGAGAGGUGUUUACAUAUUCGGAGACCGAUCCCAUGCAUUUUGCGACACCCGGGUGCGACGACGACGGAAGGGAGAUAUACCCAUACCUGCUGGUCAAUAUCGGGUCUGGAGUUUCGUUUCUGAAGGUAGAGGGCCCCAGGAAGUACCAACGUGUCGGUGGCACUUCCCUGGGUGGCGGCACCCUGUGGGGCCUAUUGUCGCUGCUGACGGGCGCGAGGUCCUUUGACGAGAUGCUGGAUCUUGCCUCCAAAGGGGACAACUCCCGUGUAGAUAUGCUGGUGGGCGAUAUCUACGGGACGGACUAUGGCAAAAUUGGGCUCAAGAGCUCCACCAUCGCGUCAUCCUUUGGCAAGGUCUUUCGCAUGAAGCGGCAGGCCGAGUCGGCAGCGGAGGACUGCGGACCGGGGUCUUCGGAGAUGGGGUCCAAACAGGGCAACGACGUCGCCAAUGGAGACGGGGAUGUGGCCGAGGACGGCGGCGGCUUCUCGGCGGCCGACAUGUCGCGGUCGCUGCUCUACGCCAUCAGCAACAACAUCGGGCAGAUCGCGUACCUCCAGUCGCAGAUCCACAAGCUGUCGGCCAUAUACUUUGGCGGGUCCUUCAUCAGAGGCCACCCGCAGACCAUGAACACGCUCAGCUACGCCAUCAAGUUCUGGAGCAAAGGGGCGUCGCAGGCCUACUUCCUGAGGCAUGAGGGCUACCUGGGCGCCGUUGGAGCCUUCCUCAAGAGGCAGCCGCGCAACUGGGGCAGGAGGGGUAGCUUUGAGGAGAGCGCCACGAGGAGGAUGAGGGAAAGGGGCACCAGUGGCAGUAUCAGUGGCGCUAGGGAAGAUGAGGACCAGAGGCCGGUCGAGCCGGUCAUGCUGAGUGGCGCGACCGAGUGA
Messenger RNA from Pyricularia pennisetigena, 1915 nucleotides. RefSeq lists its product as uncharacterized. The coding region runs from base 143 to 1915 and encodes 590 amino acids. The record is from RefSeq and is a predicted model, not a curated record. NCBI's taxonomy places the organism in Eukaryota, Fungi, Ascomycota, Sordariomycetes, Magnaporthales, Pyriculariaceae. Gene Ontology annotation, biological process: coenzyme A biosynthetic process. Gene Ontology annotation, molecular function: pantothenate kinase activity; ATP binding. The transcript is spliced from 2 exons. Gene Ontology annotation, cellular component: nucleus; cytosol.